Oryza sativa Japonica Group (Japanese rice) is the source of this 2307-nucleotide messenger RNA. RefSeq lists its product as uncharacterized. The record is from RefSeq and is a predicted model, not a curated record. Gene Ontology annotation, molecular function: protein binding. NCBI's taxonomy places the organism in Eukaryota, Viridiplantae, Streptophyta, Magnoliopsida, Poales, Poaceae.
CCUAAGGCCUAACCGCCUUAUACUUGUGGCCCAAGUAAACUCGCAAACUGAGAUCCGGUCCAAUUAUUCCUCUCACCGAAUGUAGUAGUACAAAAAGCCCACGCGGCGUCGCCUCCAGCUCAUCUCGCCGCCUCCACCAAAUCCCCCCCGCAAAUCUCGCCCUCCCCUUUCUUCCUCCUCUUCUCUCCUUUUCCCACCACCAACGGUCGUUUCCACCCGCACCCCCAUCUCGCCUCGUCGGCCAUGGCGGACAACGGUGGCCACGAGGAUGCUCCGCCGAACGGAGACCACCACCCACCGGCCAUCGUCGCGAACGGAGACGACCAGGAGCCGGCGGCGAACGGAGACGACCAGGCGGAGGCGGCGGCGAACGGAGGCGACCAGGCUGCGGCGGCGAACGACCAGGCUGCGGCGGAGAACGACCAAGCUGCGGCGGAGAACGACCAGGCUGCGGCGGAGAACGACCAAGCUGCGGCGGCAAACGGAGGGGAACACGAGGAGGCGAACAGGGACUUGCCGAAUGUAGCAGGGAUUCGUGCCCCGCGCGAACUGCGGCGCGUCGAGGUGGACGCGCUCCACCAGGUCCUCCUCCGCAUGCCGGCCGCCGAGGUGGCCCGCUGCAGCGGCGUCUGCAGGCGGCUGCGCGACCUCAUCGCCACGGACUCCUUCCGCCGCGGCCACCAGCGCCACCGCUCCCGCCACCCCAUGCCGCUCUUCUUCUACCGCCUCGACCACUGGGCCUUCCCCGACCGCGUCCGCGUCCACCUCCGCGCCGUCGACGUCGCCGCCCGCGAGACCCACCCGGUCAUCUGCUUCUCCCACGCCGACGCCGACCUCCGCAGCGCCGACCCGCGCGUGUUCACGAUCGAGGGCUCCUGCGACGGCAUCCUCCUCCUCUCCUACCACACCAGGCUCUACGCCUGCAACCCCUCCACGCGCCGGUGGCGCCGCCUCCCGCCGCUCCACGACGACCACGUCAUCGUCGGCUUCUACGGCCACGGCGCCAUCGACGAGAGGGAGUACAGGGUGCUGUACCACACGGCGCGCCCCGGCUGCCGCUACUGGGUCUUCUCCCUGAGCUUCUUCCCGGACCAGCCGCCGAGGGACAUCGGGCGCCCCGCCGACCUGGAGGCCGUCCGCGCCGUGCUCGCCGAGGGGAUCUCCCCUUCCUACGAGAUGCCGCCCGUCGCCAUCGCGCACAGGCUGCACUGGCGCGCGCAGGCGGCCAGCCUCAACGUGCUGGUGUUCGACACGGUCGCCGAGUCCUUCGGGUGGAUACCUCCCCCGAAUCAACAGGAAGGUAAUCAGAUGAUCCCGGUGGAGGGAGACCAGCUGCUUGAGAUCAACGGGAGGCUCGCCAUGACGCUCGUCUCGCAGACCACCGUGGAUGUCUGGGUUCUUCAGGAAGGGGAGGCUUGGGAACACCAUUACCAGAUCUCGCUGCCGGUGGAUCUGCUCAACGUUUUCGGUGGCUACGACGACGAAGGCUUCGUAUCCGCAGCAGUGUUCGCCGUGUCCCAGGAGAGGAAUGUGCUGGCACAGUGCCCGGCGAUGAUGCUCCAGUGCGACACCGAGGGGAACGUGCUCAUGUUUUACUCCCUCGCCGGCCACCUCACCGUCCUGUCCAGAUAUAUGCUCCAGGAAAGCCUUCUUGCGCAUGCGUUCCUUCCGAUGCGGCAGGAAGAUGCAAUCGACGGCGACCCGCCGUUCUUCCAAGGUCCGUAAUCUGCUAGAUAGCAACCAGGUUUUGCAAUCUGCUGAAUCUAUGCUUUAGAUGUGUGUUCAAGUUUCCGUAGAUGUAGAAGAAGCUUGAAAUUGCCUGUGGCAAUCAAUUCGACAGAAUUGGUUUGUUGCUGUUGCUAAGUCAUUUGGACAUUUUGUAUUUAGUAGCAAGCAUGCUGGUUGGGAUUCAUGUUGAUACAGAUGCUCUCUGUUAAUUUCUGAAUUUUCAGUUGGACUGAAAUACUGAAUGAAAAAGCUAACCACUGUUCACCACAAUAUAUAGUGUUGCAUCCUUUGUUGUUUGUCUUGUUUGUUUAUCAUAAUCUGCACAACAGCACAAGUACAUAGGCAGAAGCUACUAGUUAUUUCAGGCUUCUGCCAUGCUGACUGAGUUUACCAAUUAGUAUGAAAUGUAUGCUUCAUGAAAUUUGCAGUGAUUUAUCAGUUGCAUAGCACAUGAUACGUGUGCUUUGAAAAUUGUCAAGCCCAAGCUUUAGUUGUGUGUUCCAGGAAAGUAGUAUCAAAUUUUGAUUUGAUUAUUAGUCUGCACGUUCAAUGCCUGAAAUAUGUAAACCAAAGAAUUGA